Messenger RNA from Hordeum vulgare subsp. vulgare (domesticated barley), 1323 nucleotides. RefSeq names its product protein XAP5 CIRCADIAN TIMEKEEPER. Gene Ontology annotation, cellular component: nucleus. The record is from RefSeq and is a predicted model, not a curated record. The coding region runs from base 96 to 1085 and encodes 329 amino acids. The transcript is spliced from 12 exons. Gene Ontology annotation, biological process: chromatin organization. NCBI's taxonomy places the organism in Eukaryota, Viridiplantae, Streptophyta, Magnoliopsida, Poales, Poaceae.
CCGCCUCCACUCUCCGUCGGACAGCGGGCGGCCCCCCCCCCCCCCCCCCCCCUCCCCGGGAAAGGCCGCAACACGGGGAAAUCCGAGGUGGAAGGAUGUCGGGGUUCGGCGACGGGUACGUUGGCACGGCGCAGGACGCGGUGAAGAUCCGGCGGCUGGAGAAGCAGCGCGAGGCGGAGCGCCGGAAGAUCGAGGAGCUCAAGAGCAAGAACGCCGACGGGCAGCCCGGCCUCCUCCAGUUCGGCUCCAGCACCUCCGAGAUUCUUGAGACUGCAUUCAAGAAGGAAACUGUUGGCCUAGUUACAAGAGAACAGUAUGUUGAGAAGAGGGUUAACAUACGAACUAAGAUCGAGGAGGAAGAGAAAGAGAAGCUUCAAAAAUUGCAACAAGAAGAAGAAGAAUUGCAAAUGCAGAAAAGGAAAAAGAGGAGAGUGAGGGGAGAUCCACGCUUGUCGUUCUAUGAUGACAUUGGGAACGGAAGUGACGAGGAUGAGUUUGAGAACCAAGAUACUCAGAAGAAACAACUUGGAAAGGAUCCCACAGUUGAGACAAGUUUUCUACCUGACAGAGAGAGGGAGGCAGAGGAACAAGCAGAGCGAGAACGCUUGAAGAUGCAGUGGUCGCGUGAGCAAGAAUUGGUCAAAAGUGAACCUCUUUCAAUCACAUACAGUUACUGGGAUGGUACUGGUCACAGGAGAGCUAUCCAGGUGCGUAAAGGUGACUCUAUUGGAGAAUUUUUGAGGGCUGUUCAGCAGCAGCUUGCUCCGGAGUUCCGUGAAGUACGGACAACAUCAGUUGAGAACCUACUCUAUGUGAAGGAAGAUCUCAUUAUCCCUCAUCAACACAGCUUCUAUGAGUUAAUUAUUAAUAAAGCAAGGGGCAAGAGUGGACCGCUUUUCCACUUCGAUGUUCAUGAGGAUGUGCGUACCAUUGCUGAUGCAACAAAAGAGAAGGAUGAGUCUCAUGCGGGGAAGGUUGUGGAGAGGCACUGGUACGAGAAGAACAAACAUAUAUUCCCGGCCUCGAGAUGGGAGAUCUAUGACCCGACUAAGAAGUGGGAGCGCUACACGAUCCAUGGAGAUUAAAUUUCGCAGCAUGAUUCAGCAUAGUUUGAGAAGUGAAGUGUUUCUACUUUGGAUUUAUGUAGCAGCUAGCACCGCAGUUUUGCUAAUGCGACAUCCGAAGAUCAUCAGUGUUAUUCUCUGCAACGAUUUUUCCCUUCCUGAACCGUAGUUAACUGUACACCUGUAUGCUCCUGAAAACUUCCAUGAACUCAUUUGGAUACUUGGAUAUAGCGGCCGCACAUCUUCUUUUCGACGACUA